Dichomitus squalens LYAD-421 SS1 is the source of this 571-nucleotide messenger RNA. RefSeq lists its product as uncharacterized. NCBI's taxonomy places the organism in Eukaryota, Fungi, Basidiomycota, Agaricomycetes, Polyporales, Polyporaceae. The coding region runs from base 46 to 396 and encodes 116 amino acids. The transcript has 3 exons. The record is from RefSeq and is a predicted model, not a curated record.
CUAGAGUGCACCCCAAUCUUCCUCUUCGACCAUCGGCCGAUAACUAUGUCUGCCCCCACGCUAAAGAAGAACUACUUCUUGAUCGUCGCCCCUGAUCUGCCUGGGGCUAACGCAAACCGCGUGAAGCACACUCCCGAGCACCUCACGUACAACAGGCCGUUGAGUGAGAACGGGUAUAUCGUGGCUGGAGGCGCCCUCCUCCCUGAGGGGAGCAACUCAUCAGACGCGGGCGUCCAUGACAAUCUCGCUGGCUCCUACCUUGUCGUCCAAGCAGAUACCAUUGAGCAGGCGUGGGAUGCACUCAAGAAGGACGUCUACUACUCGUCUGGAGAAGUGUGGGAUCAAUCGAAAGUUACUGUCACGCCUGUGUGGGUCGCACUGCCCAAGGUUGAGUGACGAUAACAUACUGCAGUUACAACGACAAAUCAUUGUGCUUUAUGAGAAGGGUUGGAAUCAAUGUGCUUCUACUGCAUACGGGCCAGUACCUGUGACACUCGGCCCUUCGCUGCGAUGGAACGGAAGUCCAUGUAUCUACAGCAAAUCCUCUGGACAGCCUCGUUUCUGACAUGAG